AUGUCAUGUACUGUUGCAAAAAGGUGUACUCGUCAUCGAAGUAAAGUUUGGAAUACCUGUCAUCGUUUAUCAGUAAAUCUCAUUCUACUUGAUUUUCGUGCAUAUUUUUUAUUUAAAAGUGAGCGCAUUAUUCUUUUUCGUAGUAUUUAAACAACUUGCUAAAAGCAUAUUCAUAUUGAAAGCUGUUUUUAUAGCACGAAUCAUGGAUGGCAGUGGUAAUUCUAGAGAUGCAGAAGUGGGUGGUCCUCGUACACCACAACAAGCAGCAUCCACAAAGAAGUUGCAGCAAACGCAAGCAACUGUUAAAGAAGUUGUGGGGAUAAUGAAAGUAAAUGUGGAGAAAGUAUUGGAAAGAGAUCAGAAAUUGUCAGAAUUAGAAACGCGUGCAGAUGUUUUGCAACAAGGUGCAACGCAAUUUGAACAGCAAGCAGGAAAAUUGAAAAGGAAAUAUUGGUGGAAAAAUCUGAAAAUGAUGAUCAUCAUUGGCAUUAUCUGUGUGAUUAUUUUAAUUAUCAUCAUUGCAUCGGUUAUGUCUGGCUCAUCGGAUUCCAGUAAUUCUGACUGAUAGUAACAUACCAAAGAGAAUAUGAUACUUGGCUUGCUAAUUCUUGUUUUGCAACAAGAGUUAAGUAUAGCAAAGUAAAUGUUAAACGCACAAAGUUAAAUAUAAUGUGAUUACUAAAUCAUCACAUUCUGCAGUGUUUUUUGGAAGAAUUGUGGUAAAAAUAAUAAAUAUAUUUUUGAGAUAUAAGCUUAUACAAACGCACAACUACUGUAAUAAUGCAGUAUUAAUACGGGUGGCCUUUUAUAAAACUGUGAAUGGACAAUACAUUUUAUAAUGUUAUCUUGUUACAAUACUUAUUGUACAUUUAUUAAUGAUAUAUAAUAUAUAAUACAACGUUUCUACAUUUUUC
Molecule: messenger RNA, 914 nt
Organism: Hylaeus anthracinus
Lineage: Eukaryota; Metazoa; Arthropoda; Insecta; Hymenoptera; Colletidae
Gene: Syb
Product: synaptobrevin
Exons: 3
Coding region: 203-565 (120 amino acids)
Biological process (GO): vesicle-mediated transport; vesicle fusion
Cellular component (GO): plasma membrane; SNARE complex
Molecular function (GO): SNAP receptor activity; syntaxin binding
Source: RefSeq, a predicted model, not a curated record